UUCUAAUUGUAAAAUCACUUAAGAAAAAUAGUGAUGUGAACUCUUCACUCGUAUGGCUGACAAUUUUGGUCUGUCAGACACUAUAAACGGUUAAUGGAGCCCAAUCAGCACAGUACUAGAAUGGUAGCCUGAAACUGAAAAAACGACGAAAUUGACCGAAUCGAGUUAGUUCAAUCAAUUUGAAUUAUACUUGUCGUUUGACUUAUAAGUUAAGAUUUUCAUAAAAACCGAUCCGAAUCAAUUCAUUUAUACCCUACCUCAAUGGCCUACAGGUACAAGAAAAGAAACACCAUUACUGAAAGUUGUACUUGAAUCAGAGUGGGCUCUAUCCCAGCAAGACCUGACCUGGACUUAUUUUCCCUUUCCAAUAUCAGCUCAUCCAACGUUCUUCAACCUUUCCCUUUUCUUCAGCUGUGUAGUUUUCAUUGAAGGGACACAAGAAAAAGAUCAGGUUAUGCUUAGCCUACAAGGCAAAAGGAAAAAUAUCUUUGGUCUUAGUCUUUAAUGAGCAAACAAAGGGGCAAAACAGAACAAAAAAAUGGGGUGGUGCAGAAACAGAGCUUUAGGGAUGUAUUUGGCUGUCUGUUUCAAACCCCAGAAAAAACAGACCGCCAUGCACAUCAUUUUGUAACCAUUCAUCGAUCCCAACACCCAAAAAGCAAAAAAGAAAGAAAAAAAAGAUUCCUUUUUGUUUCAAAAUAUAGAAGGAGACGACAUGUGGCCCUCGACCGACGAGGAAGUCGACAGACACAGACAGCAGCUCCCAAUCGGAUGCUCUGUUCUGUUGUUGCGUGUCGCUUCAGAAGAAAGUUGUAUGGCUUUGCACAUGGUGAUAUGGUUCUUCAAAAUCCCGUGUCCUUUUCUUACUCAAUUUUCAAUCUUGGCAGAGAAAAUAAGGCUUUCAUAUCAUCAGCCCACCCUCUCCAGGAACCAACUUUCUUUCUGGUUUUCUGAUGCGUUUCUCUGACUCGGUUUUAGAUUUUUCUUCUUGCAAUCGGUUUUGGAAGACCAAACAUUGUUUAAUAAUAACAUAAUCUUGUGUCUUAAAACGUUUCGGGAAUCCAAACGUUGUUGUUGGGAACUUCCAAUGGCUCAAGAAGUAUAAAUAAACUAAACUCACGAGCUUAAAAACAGAGUAUUCUGAUCAGAUCAGAAGAAGAAGAAGAAGAAAGAAGAAAUAAGAAAGGCAUAGCUUUUUCCAAAUGGGGGGGAAAGGGGUGGGUUUCUUUUUUCUAAUAAUUUUAUUUUUGAAAUACGUUACCGAAAGGAGACGAAGAUUCUUACCCUUACCCAAUGACCUUAAAAACUCCGAGUUUUUUUUCAACACCCACUUGGGAAAUUUUAUUACCCAUCAUUUGGCGUGGUUAAUGGCAAUAAAUCUAUUGCUUAAACCCUUAUUUAGCAAUGCAUUUACUACAAAUGGGAAACUGGUCACAUCCCAAAUGUAAUAAAUCCUUUUGCCUGUCCUCUGGUUUUCUCUGGUUUUUUCUCUCUCUCCUCCCUAAUAGAACAGAGAGGCAAAAGAGAGAAAAAAAAAAGAAGCAGAUAAGAGUUCUCUGUCAUGCUGUCGGCGAUGGCGUUACCAAACUCAGAGUCUCAGGCGACGACGACGACGACGGCGAAAUCGGCGGCCACGGCGGAGGUCGAGUGCGUGAAAUGCUACUCCUGCGGAUUCACAGAGGAUUGCACCCCUGCUUACAUUUCUCGAGUUCGUGAUCGCUUCCAUGGCCGGUGGAUCUGCGGGCUCUGCAUCGAGGCGGUGAAAGACGAAGUCGUUAGAUCAGGAACGCUCAUCUCCACCGAAGAAGCGCUGGCCCGACACGCGAGUUUCUGCAAAGAGUUCAGAUCCUCGAGCCCUCUGGCGGAAACAGAGCACCCCAUCUCCGCCAUGGGGCGCCUGCUGCGGCGGAGCUUGGAUUCUCCGAGAGUUCUCCGGUCGAAUUCCAGCAGCGUAAUCGAACUCGAAGGAAUCGUCGACAUCGGCGAUUCAGCCAGGCUCCAACGUUCCGGGAGUUGCUUCCCGUCCCUGUCUAGUUAGAAACAAUGAACAAAAAAAAAAAACAGAGUAACACUCUCAAGUGGCUAACUUGCUUUAAUGGGUCUGAAAAUUCGAGGAGAAAACUGACCAAUUUCUAGCGUUCUAGUUCGUAAAUUUCAUCUUCGUUAUUGUACACCAGAUUUUACCUAUGAAGAUAUAAUGUAAGUGGGAACUCGAAUCGAAUUUGAAGUGUAGAUUGAAAGCGGGAAAACGAUUUGUUUUGUCUUCCUUGUUUGGAUGGAAACGCGUUGAAAUGAAUAGAAAAAACAGGUUAGGAAGA
Momordica charantia (bitter melon) is the source of this 2318-nucleotide messenger RNA. RefSeq names its product DUF1677 family protein (DUF1677). NCBI's taxonomy places the organism in Eukaryota, Viridiplantae, Streptophyta, Magnoliopsida, Cucurbitales, Cucurbitaceae. The record is from RefSeq and is a predicted model, not a curated record.